AUGGCGCUACGUGUUCUUUGCGCGCUGCUCAUUACUUUCCAAGUGGUUUGUGCUGGUGAACCUUACAGAAAUGAUGGACUGAUGGACCGAUUGAGCAGCGGGAUGAAGUUUGCUCAGAAUUUACUUGGUUCCGAAUCCGUGGCACUAAAAGUAGCAGAAUUCGUGGUCAGAGCAUUCCAAACUGCCAACAAACCUGCAAGUACCAACCGGAGGUGGCCUCAAAACGAUCUGCACAGCGAGGAAUCUUCAGCAAGCAGUGAAAGCGAAUCAUAUACUCAAGACAAAGGCCCGGAUUAUGACGUCAAUGAAGCCCAGAGUCCUUUAACGCCUCUGCGUCAAAUAGUGCGACUGUUUGGAUUGCAGCCGAACCAAAUAAGCGCAGUGGCUGUGAACGCUAUAGUGUUUGUGGCACAAAUGAUUUCUACGUUUCUCUCAGCACCAAGAAGACCAUCAAAACCCUAUCGAUCUGAGGACCCCACAACUUGGAUCCUCAACAAGAACUCGAGGAGUCUUCAGGACCUUAUCGCUGCAGCUAAAAACGAAUCCUUGCCUGACACCAUUGACGAAUUAAUUCAAGAUCAGGGUACAGAGGAAGAAACAAGCUGUAUCAGACUCUUGGUUUGCAAAGUAACUCCAUUUAUUUCUAAAAUGCAGAAAACUGUUUUUGGAAAUGAAGAGGGGUUGAAAGAUGAGAAGUUUGCUAAAGAACUUCGCGGUUCGGCAGUCAUGUACCGCCAUCUGCCGACUGCGGAAGAAAUUAACGCACGCAACGACAUCUGUGAACAACAACACAAAGAUUGUAAUCUUAAUGAAUGAAAUGUUGCGCAGACGCAGUGCUAAUUUGUUCGGUUAAGUUUUUUGAUAUGUUUUUAAGCACUUUUAUUUUUGUAGU
Molecule: messenger RNA, 892 nt
Organism: Helicoverpa zea (corn earworm)
Lineage: Eukaryota; Metazoa; Arthropoda; Insecta; Lepidoptera; Noctuidae
Exons: 3
Coding region: 1-816 (271 amino acids)
Source: RefSeq, a predicted model, not a curated record